This is a messenger RNA of Lates calcarifer (barramundi perch), 4406 nucleotides long. It is a transcript of the gene slc5a3b, whose product is annotated as solute carrier family 5 member 3b. Gene Ontology annotation, biological process: transmembrane transport; myo-inositol transport; inositol metabolic process. NCBI's taxonomy places the organism in Eukaryota, Metazoa, Chordata, Actinopteri, Centropomidae. Bases 713 to 2848 code for a protein of 711 amino acids. Gene Ontology annotation, molecular function: D-glucose:sodium symporter activity. The transcript has 2 exons. Gene Ontology annotation, cellular component: plasma membrane. The record is from RefSeq and is a predicted model, not a curated record.
UUGCAGUAUGCGCACUUUUCUUAAUCUUUAGCUCAUAAAAACAUGUAGGUCAGAACAAGAGUAGUGGAUAAUUAGCGGGAGUAAUUUCCAGUAGGCGUCUUUGCGCUCAAACGCGUCACGGGUGUCCACACGUGUGGGGCGUGGAAUUGAACUAGGUGCCUAUAAGGAGGACAGGCAGCAUUAUUCAACGGGCAUCACAGCACCCGAGAAAGUCAAGACACAUGCAGAAGAUAACGGGCUGCCAACGUCUGAUAAACGUACUGACAAGGAGCACAGCGUGGUACGACGGGGCAACGACCGUUGGGGGGGGAACGGGUCCUCAGGACGGAGCCACUUCUUCCUCUUCAUCCACAUCUCUCCUUUGGGGCGUGGAGUGUCGCUUUAGCAUCUUUAACGCGUCUGCUAACAUUAGCAAGCAAGGAAUGUUAACUCUAGGCUUUUCUAGACCAGAGGCCUACAACAUCCUCCUCUAAAUCUAGAACGACCUCAGUGCCGGUGGAUAACCCCCUCCGAAGCACACCUAGUGAAUUUGAACUGACGGUGGAUACUACAGCUUCCAUCCAGACAGCAAACCAAAGCAGAGCAUUUCCAUUGCUCCAUUUUUAUUAAUUUAAUACAUAACUUUGACUAUUUAUGUUCUACACUUUUGGAAGGAUUCCUAUAGCUGUGAGCUUUAAUUCCAAGACAGAUUUUUCUAACAUAAUCUGUAAAAAUGGGUCCUGGAUUGGAAACAGCGGACAUAGCUGUGGUAGCACUGUACUUUGUCCUUGUGCUUGUCAUCGGGUUUUUUGCUAUGUGGAAAGCCAAUCGCAGCACUGUGAGCGGCUACUUCCUGGCUGGACGCUCCAUGACCUGGAUAGUGAUAGGCGCAUCGCUCUUCGUGAGUAACAUUGGCAGUGAACAUUUCAUAGGUCUGGCUGGAUCAGGAGCAGCAAGUGGCUUUGCAGUUGGAGCAUGGGAAUUUAAUGCACUUCUACUUCUGCAGCUUCUUGGCUGGGUGUUUAUCCCUGUGUAUAUCCACUCAGGAGUCUACACCAUGCCUCAAUACCUUUCCAAACGCUAUGGUGGCAACAGGCUGAAGGUCUAUUUUGCUUUCUUGUCUGUGUUACUUUACAUUUUUACCAAGCUGUCUGUGGACUUGUAUGCUGGAGCUCUCUUUAUUCAGGAGUCCCUGGGGUGGAACCUUUAUCUGUCUAUCGUCCUGCUCAUCAGUAUGACUGCUCUCCUCACUGUCACUGGUGGACUGGUGGCAGUACUGUACACAGAUGCCCUUCAGGCAGUGUUGAUGAUUGGUGGGGCCCUAACUUUAACUAUCAUCAGCCUAGUUAAAGUUGGUGGGCUAGAGGGUGUCAGAACUAAGUACAUGCAGGCAGUUCCCAAUGUUUCUGCUAUAAUGGCUACUGGAAAUUACACCUAUUCUCCUUCGUGUCGCAUUGAGCCCAAACCAAACUCGCUACGCAUCCUUCGCGGUCCUCUGGAUGAAGACAUCCCUUGGCCAGGCUUCAUUCUUGGCCAGACCCCUGCAUCUAUUUGGUACUGGUGUGCAGACCAGGUCAUUGUUCAGAGAGUGCUAGCAGCAAAGAACAUUGCUCAUGCGAAAUGCUCUACACUCAUGGCUGGAUUUCUCAAGAUCCUGCCCAUGUUUGUCAUCGUCAUUCCAGGAAUGAUCUCCCGCAUCAUGUUUGCAGAUGAGAUUGCCUGCAUUGGGCCUGAGCACUGCAUGUCUGUGUGUGGUUCUCAGGCUGGCUGCUCAAACAUUGCCUAUCCUCGUCUGGUCAUGGCUGUGAUGCCUGUAGGACUCAGGGGUCUGAUGAUGGCAGUCAUGAUUGCUGCCCUGAUGAGUGAUCUUGACUCAAUCUUCAACAGUGCAAGCACCAUCUUCACCCUGGAUAUCUACCAAACUGUUAGGAAGAAGGCAUCGCAACGCGAACUGCUGAUUGUGGGCCGGAUGUUUGUUGUGGUCAUGGUGGCCAUCAGCAUUGCUUGGGUCCCUGUUAUCAUUGAAAUGCAAGGUGGACAGACAUACCUGUACAUCCAGGAAGUUGCUGGCUACCUCACUCCACCAAUUGCUGCCCUCUUCCUGCUAGGUGUGUUUUGGAAAAGGUGUAAUGAGACAGGGGCAUUUUGGGGAGGCAUGACAGGUUUCAUGCUAGGUACCACACGACUGAUCUUAGCUUUUAUCUACCGCCAGCCUCGCUGUGACCAGCUCGAUGAUAGGCCUACCUUCAUCGUUCAUGUUCACUACAUGUAUUUUGCUGCUGUGCUGUUCUGGAUUUCAGGUCUGGUGGCGGUGGUGGUCAGCCUCUGCACCUCUCCACCAGAUGAGGAGCAGGUUAGCACCACUACAGUCUGGGGGCUUCGCAAUAUUGAUAUGGUUCCAGCAAAGGACCGAGAGGAAAUGUACAGGCUGACUGACAAGAGUCAUUGUAAUGGGGAUGGAAGCCUCCAUAAAGAAAUGCCCCCAGAUGUCACAAAGGAGAGGUGUUUGGAUGGGGCCCAUGUCAAACUCCUGGUCCCAUCCACUGACCAUGACCCAGCAACCCCUAGUACAGAAACUUCCCCUGCAACCACCCCUGCAGAACGAUUUGGUAAUGGAAGGAUGGAGAUGAUCAGAGCAGAGGAAGGCUGCCGUGGGAAUGAAGACAGUAGCAGGUGCAUGCGUUUAUUGGACUGGUUUUGUGGAUAUAAGGAGGCAGCACAAAGUGCUCAGCAAAAAAUGGUGCAGGAGGACGCAAGAGUUAUUGCAGAGAUGCUGUACGAGCCACCUAGAAUUAAACUUCUCCUCAACUUGGGUCUGUUAUGUGUCUGCUCUGUGGGCAUCUUCAUGUUUGUUUAUUUUUCACUGUAGUGGAACCCUGCACUGAACUAAUGGGGACUGGUGUGGGGGCUUUUAUGAAGGUGGAAUUAUGUGGGAGCUGGGGGCUGUUACAAACAAACAGUUGAAUUUUCAGAUUUGAGAAGCUCUGUCUGUAAUAUUUACAGUUGUCUUUUGUAGCUCUCUAACAGGGAUCUAAGCUUAUUCUAAUCAUUUUUUUGAAAUGAUUAAAGCUUCUCCACAUGAAAAAAAUACUACUCCUUUAGGACUUUGAAGCUUAUUUGGCACUGGUCUGUCCAUUUUGUACAGUGCUUGUUGUUAAUCCUUCAUUCAGAAUAUCUACUGGGAUUUUUAGAAUUGUAGUACUAAGUGAAUUUAAUAUUUGCCUUAUUGGACAUAUGCACUUGUCGUUCUUUUUUGUAUGGUGAAAACAACAUGUAAUCUGUGAUUUAAGUUUUUUUCCUCACCACUCUUGUUGACAGUGACUGUAGGCUUAGUUGCUGGUGUAGCAUACAUAUGUCUGUAGUGACUCAAAAAACUAUUUUAGGUUAUAGACCAUGAGGGUUUUGUACAAGUUUUUGCUGCUGAACACAAUAAUUAUUGCUACAUUUAUAUCAGUGGAAUUUCAAGUAUGUCGUUACUACUUAAUUUUAUUGUGCCCUGGACAGUCAAUCCAAGCUUGUCAGCAAAUUAUACUGAUAAAUGUCCAAAUGUUUUGCUGUAGACAAUACAACAUCCAAACCUCUUUUAUGAGGGGAUCAUAAUGACAUUUAUAAAACUAAAGUUAAUAUUAAAUGCUAAGAAGCAUUGCUUCUGUGCUGGUGUUGCAUAUGACCAAUAUGUUUAUGGUGGUAAUUACAUUCAGUGGUUUGAUUUAACCUACUGGAAGUAUUGCAUCAAAAAUCAUUUUGUCGAGCCAAUAUUAGCUAAUACCUGGUAUUUAGAAUAUGUACAUAUUUUUGCAGCAUGGAAAAUGGAGAGAAGAAGCACAAGACUAGAAAUUGUUAUCCUUUCUAAAAUGUUUUGUUUUCCAUGGGAAGCGGUGAAAUAACCAAACUUGAUAUUAUAUCAUUUAUUCCUUUUCCUUAUCAUUAUCAUUUAUUCCUCCAUUUGAUUGGCUGUUCCAUAUGUUUUCACUGAUGACCAAAUUCCAGUCACAUCUGGAGCUCAACUGGUAUUUUUUUAAUGACAGAAAUUACAUUUUCUACUAUGUUUUUUGUUUUUGACUUUUUUGUUUUUUUGUUGUUUUUUUUUUUUUUGUGGCUGUAUCUGUGUUUCAUUCCAUACCAACAUACAGCUUUUUAUGCACAACUGUUAUAACAAAAAGCCACAAGUACCAAUGCUCAUGAUUCUGUAUCAAUUUACAUUUUAUGCAUUUCUCAUUUUAUGUUUCACAGUGUUGAAAAGUGUUUAGAGUCUGCUGCAUUAUGUUAACAUUGUGUAUAAUACAGGGCUCAUUGGAUCACAGACAGUAUACAUUUCUUCUAUAGUAGGCUAUUUCUUGUGUAUCUACUGUGUGUCAAUGUACCUUUAGUGCACUGCAGUGCUGAAAUGUCAUUUAAUGUCACUUUUAUAAACCUUCUACCAAAUG